AUGGACGGCAGCAACGACAAAAAGAACACGCAGAUGCACACGCACACGCACAACGACGUAGCGACUCCGCUGCCCGCAGACCCACCCUCUUAUGAGGAGACGAUGAAGCACGACAAGGACGAGACCGAGAAGACGGCACCUCCUUUGCGUGGACCCGUGUACACUCACCACCCGCACCCUAAGUCGCAGACGGGCUAUCCUGGUGCGCAGACCCUCACUUAUGGUUCCCGCUAG
Molecule: messenger RNA, 234 nt
Organism: Saccharomyces eubayanus
Lineage: Eukaryota; Fungi; Ascomycota; Saccharomycetes; Saccharomycetales; Saccharomycetaceae
Gene: CMI8
Product: Cmi8p
Exons: 1
Coding region: 1-234 (77 amino acids)
Source: RefSeq, a predicted model, not a curated record